UUCGUGCAGGUGCGCUGUGGUUGGAGGAGUCGCUGACCAAUGUGCGGCGCGGCUGGCAUUUCGCGGGAGAAUUAUUUGCAGGUUGGCCUUGUUUCGCGGGAGAUUGUUGUGAGGAGAGAAGCGGACUGUACCGGUUCUUAUCUAACGUCCGUACACCGAUCAUGUCUCUCUUCCAGAGUCUGCAGCACCGGGCCCUCUGGACGGACCGAGCGUCGCAGAAGUACCCUCUCCAGAGUUUGCUACCAGGCUUCCAGUGUGUCAGACAGGAUGAACAUACUUCUUAUGGUCAGGUUGGGAUACCAGUACCACCAUUUGGCUGCUCGUUCAGUGCAGCUGCGGAUUUAAAGCAUGUGCUUGCAGUGGCCAAUGAGGAAGGCAUAGUCAAGUUGUAUGACACAGAAUGUCGGAACACAGAGAGACAAAUCCUGAAAGAUUGGCAAGCACACAGUAAUGCAGUCUUUGACCUUGCCUGGGUCCCAGGAGAGCACAAAUUGGUUACAGCUUCAGGAGACCAGACAGCUAAGCUGUAUGACGUUAAGGCCGGAGAGCUGAUUGGUGAAUUUAGAGGCCACCAGUGCAGCCUCAAGUCUGUUUCUUUCUCCAAGUUUGAAAAAGCUGUGUUCACCACUGGAGGUCGGGAUGGAAAUGUCAUGGUCUGGGAUACCCGAUGCACCAAGAAAGAUGGUUUCUAUAGGCAAGUGAACCAGAUCACAGGAGCUCACAAUGCACCAGAUAAACAAACCCCACUGAAGAUGAUGAAGAAGAAGAAACCUGCUGUCAAAGGACUUGCCCCAUCUGUGGAUUCCCAACAGAGUGUGACUGUGGUCCUCUUUCAGGACGAACACACGAUCAUAUCAGCAGGAGCUGUUGAUGGUAUUAUCAAAAUGUGGGAUUUGAGAAAGAAUUACACUGCUUACCGACAGGAUCCAAUACCAGCAAAAGCCUUUCCAUAUCCUGGGAGCAGUACACGGAAACUUGGUUAUUCCAGUCUGGUUCUGGAUUCCACGGGAACUAACUUAUUUGCCAGCUGCACUGAUGAUAACAUUUAUAUGUUUAAUGUCGCUGGAUUGAAGAAGGAUCCUGUGUCGGUCUUCAGUGGUCACCUGAACUCCACCUUCUACAUAAAGUCCAGUCUCAGCCCUGAUGGCCAGUUCCUGCUCAGUGGCUCUAGUGACCACAGUGCUUACAUUUGGCAGGUGUCGGCUCCUCUGGCUCCGCCGAUCAUGCUCCAGGGGCACAGUCAAGAGGUCACUUCUGUUACGUGGUGUACAGCUGACUUCACCAAGAUUGUUACAUGCUCUGAUGACAAUGCUGUGAGGGUUUGGCGGUUGAAGAGAAGCUGCAGCAAGAACGGAGAGCAACAAGUAAACUCUGUUGGCUGGACACGUCAGAAGAGCAAUAGUACUCCUAUAGGCUCAAGAAUAUGUACACCUGCUAAAUCAACCCCGGAGCAAAACCCCAGCUUGAUGGCUUCUCCUACUCCAGCCACCUGUGCGCCAAGUUACACUGGGGACCUCCCGAUGUCAUCCGGCACCCCAACUUCUCCUUUCACAACAACAAUUCCUAAAUUCCACACGCCAACAAGGCAGAAGGCCGAAGCUUCCACUUCAUCUCCUAAACCGAUGUCCGCUUCUAAGGCAUCCAUUAAGGCCUGGGUCACGUGUACUCCGAGGUCAGAUAUGAAGACUCCAUCUCCUCGAAAGGCCUUUACCCCUGUAGAGCAGUACCCAACAGAUUCUAGUUCUAGGAUGUCCCCUGUGUAUGAGAAGAAGGCUAAGAGACGUCUAGAUACCAGCAGUGAUAAAGCAGAACAUGAGUGUUUUAGUGACUGUAACUGUGUGACCGAGCUGGAACCCGGGAGAAAGAAGGCCAAGCAUGACCCGGGCUCCCUGGAGGACAAUGCAAAUGACGAUAGCAGUUGUCUAAGUCUGGCUGAUCUCGGCAAGGGACAUGAAGAGAGCUCUGCUUCCCAACUCCCUACAGAGGCCCCUGGAACACGGUCCCCCGUUGGGACAUCCUGUCAUUUGAGGCACAACAAAGAGAACAGCACUCCAGAGAAGAAUUGGCUUUCUGCGUUUGGACACAAACUGAAAUCUGACAAGUCCGUAAACCAAAACCUUACCAGUCGCCCAUCACCAAGGAGUGGGAGUGCCAAAAAGGCCCCACCAAGGACUAUAACCAGUUCCCCUGUAUCUGUUCCUGUCACACCAGGAUCCAUAAAAAAGAUUUCAACAUAUUUCUGUAAAAAGUCUUCAGAGUAAAGCAGCAGAUCCGGAAGAAAAUUUUAAUUUCCUCAUAAAGCAUUUCAGCAAACCUAGUUCAGCUGAUCUUGGUGUAUCACAAGGUCAUGGACUAUAUAGUUUGUUCUAUGUAAGCUACUGUACAAUGGAGUAUUUUUACAUGCUGCUACCUGAUGCAUCCUGGAUCCUUCCCAGAAUCCUCCUUGCUCUUCUGUUGUACAGCUGAACUGCAGUUUAAUGUGCCCACUUGUCCGCUACCCUUCCCUGCUUUCCAAGGUUCCUAAAUGGGUGAAAUGUAUUUCCCACACUGACAGGUAUUGUGUUCUAAUGAAACCUCUGCUGGGAACCUAAAAUGAUCACUUUUAGCUGUUGCUGUUGUCUUCCUUGCUAAAGUGAUGUAUUUACAUUUACAAUUUAAGAAUUUUUUUAUUUUGAGGAAAUGUAUAAUAUACCUGGCAUAAAAGGGGACCUGUUGUGAUAGGAAUAUGGAAGCGACUAUGGCUGGUAUAUUGUAAGGGUGGUAAAACGAAGGUUGUCAUCCUCCAUUCUUGCUUACCUACUUUGACACAAACGGAAUGUAAGAUAUGGAACUUGCACUUUCAAAAACGAGUUGUCAGGCUUUUAUUUGCAUUAAACUGCUUCUUUCCCCUUACAAAUCAGUAGGAAUGCAAGGGCAGGUUGAUGCAGCAUUUUGGUCAAAUGCACCUGUGAAUAAACUUUUUAAUCUCAGUGUCUGAUAAAUGAGCUAAAACCAGGCUGCUUAUCUGCUCAUUGAUCUAAGGCUCCUUUGUGUGACUUGGGAUCUGACUCGUGAGACCCCAAGGCACAGGAUAUGUGAAAUGUAAUGUAUUUCUAUGAGAGCCGUUCCUCAUGACACUAGAGUAGUCACUGCGACUUCAGAAAAGGUUCCUGCAAUACUUUGGUCUGACUUUUGAUGCGACUUUGGUCCAGAGUGUAAAGUCAGAUCAAAGUUGCACUGCAAAGUCGCACGUCUUUGUCUCGCGUAUGAAAGGAGCCCAAGACCUUAAAUUGCUGCAAAGACCUCAGUCAUGUCGGCAAAUCUUGAGUCGCUUCAGAGCUAUAAGUCGCUUCUGUUGAUGAUCCAGUAAUCCGGAGGAGGGAAGUUCCUUAAAUGUAGCACUUUAUUUUCCUAGCUUCUGUUACUAAUGGAUAGUUACCCAUUUGAAACCUGCAUCAGGCAAAAUCAAGGUCAAGUCAAAAGUAAAGAUCUACAUUCUUUCUUCUGGUCAGGGAUUUAAAGUAACAAAAUCACUGGAUCAGCAUCAAUUAGGCCUGUUCACACAGGCUUCAGCUUGUAUAAUAGUGUGAACAGCAAGCUUUGACACUUUACCAUUCAGCUCCAGUUUAUAAAUGUUGGAUACUGAUCCUAAUUGGAGUGCUGACUGUCACUUUAACCAAGCUGCUAGCAGUCUUUCAACAACUUUUCAACAAAGCUUGCUAGAACCUUUUUGAAGGUUGUUAAAAAGCCUGCUAGCAGCUUGUUUAAAGGGGCAAUCGGCACCCCCAUUGGGAUUUACGCUCAACAUGUAUAAACUGGAGCUGAAUGGUACUUUAAAAGCUUCAAUAAAGCUUGCUAUAAACUUUUUGAAGUACCAUUCAGCUCCAGUUUAUAAAUGUUGAGCACUGAGCCUAAAGGGAGUGUUGAUUGCCACUUUAAACAAGCUGCUAGCAGGCAUUCAAGAAGUUUUGAAGCCUGCUAGCAACUUGUUUAAAGAGGCAAUCGGUACCUCCAUCGGGAUCUAUGCUCAACAUUUAUAAACUGGAGCUGAAUGGUACUUUAAAAGCUUCAAUAAAGCUUGCUAUAAACUUUUUGAAGUACCAUUCAGCUCCAGUUUAUACAUGUUGAGCAUAGAUCCCAAUGGAGGUACCGAUUGCCUCUUUAAACAAGUUGCUAGCAGGCUUCAGAACUUCUUGAAAGCCUGCUAGUAGCUUGUUUUAAAGUGGCAAUCAACACUCCCUUUAGGCUCAGUGCUCAACAUUUAUGAACUGGAGCUGAAUGGUACUUUUAAGGCUGGGUUCAAACUAUUGCAAAUAGGAUGUGGGUUCCCCCCUCAUCCAAUUCGCAUGUCAGGAGAUUGUGAACGGCUCGCAAUGGAGCUGCUUCAAACGUCUCCGGAGUGGCUGCGGAGAGCGAAUUGCACAGACCUGUGUGUCUUCUGGUCUGUUUCGGGUCCAGAUUCAGCCCAAAAAUUCGGACUGAAAUCGGACAUGAAACGGUGAACAGGGACACAUCGGAGCCCCUGCUGCGAACUGCUAUGUACAGCAGUGUGACCAGCCUUAAAGCUUGCUGAAAGCUCUGCAAAUACCUUGUCAACACUUGCUGUUCAUACUGCUCUUAUACAAGAUGAAUGCCAUGUGAAAUGAACCUAGGAUCAGGGUCUUGAUAAGUGGAGCAUUACCUUAAUUUAAAAACAGCCAGUGACAUUUCAGUAUGUUAGUCAGGGAAAUCAAUUCCCAUACCAAGUGAUUAGAUUCUCCGAUGGCCGUGUUGACGAAGUUGUAGAGUGGUUGGAUGCAUUGUAUGAUCCAGUGUUGGGACAAGAUCAUCCAGUGCCCUGGGCAAAGAUGACAAAUUGCACCCCCCCCCCCCUUGAUCAUGUGUGAGCUUAUUGGGGGGAGGGGGGGUUGAGCGCACAGCCUGCACCUCCUCCGGCCUCUCUCCUCCUCUUCUCACUGCUUCCAGCGCUGGGCUUACAGACAUAGUGAUGCUGCUGUUGCAACUUCUGUCAGCUUUACAGUAGAAGGAACUUGCACCCUCAUCUCUACAUUAAAUGCUGUGCCCAGGGCAGGCGUCUCUUCUGCCCACUCCUUGUCCCAGCGCUGGUAUAAUCUGACUGCACUUUCUGAUUGCUCUUCCAGCAUUUGCAUCACUCUAUAGACCCGAGUUCAGAUCCUGAUCUGACCAAAACAAAGGUACUUCAGGCUUCUAUUCUAUGUCUAUAGGCAGCCAAAGUGAGAGCUAGAACAAUGGUUUUGGCACACAUAAAGGCCAGUUGUUUUUACCUCUCAUUUGGUUUAAAGGAAACUUGUAUUGAGAGAUAUCUAAUGAUCCAUAUAUCUAAUGAUGUAUGGAUCAUUUACUCAAAAUAUUCAAGUCUGUAGUUUCACAUUGCAGCCAAGCAGCUAGAUUGAAAAGCUCUUAUGUAUUUUUCUCCUUUAAUGGAAAAUUGCUGGCAUAAGCCUCACCUUUCACUAAAACCUGCCAGGAUCGAAGCCUGUGUUCUUGGCUUUACUUGUCACUCCCCCAGUUAAAAUGUUUUAUUGCUGUUUUUACAAGGCCUUUUAAUAUAUGGCCUUCCUGUUUUUAUCCUAAUUUUAGGACUUUGUCAGUUUUAUCAAGUUGCCAAGAUUAUUUAAUGUAGUCUCUGGACACACCAGAUGAAUGUUUAAUAUUUUCCUGUUUUAAUUUCCUAAUGUUAUUAACUGUUGUAAAUACAAAGAUCAUUUUAAAUAC
This is a messenger RNA of Rana temporaria (common frog), 5715 nucleotides long. RefSeq names its product denticleless E3 ubiquitin protein ligase homolog (gene DTL). Gene Ontology annotation, molecular function: protein binding; protein-macromolecule adaptor activity. Gene Ontology annotation, biological process: mitotic G2 DNA damage checkpoint signaling; proteasome-mediated ubiquitin-dependent protein catabolic process. The coding region runs from base 162 to 2261 and encodes 699 amino acids. NCBI's taxonomy places the organism in Eukaryota, Metazoa, Chordata, Amphibia, Anura, Ranidae. Gene Ontology annotation, cellular component: nucleus. The transcript has 15 exons. The record is from RefSeq and is a predicted model, not a curated record.